This is a messenger RNA of Herpailurus yagouaroundi (jaguarundi), 1848 nucleotides long. It is a transcript of the gene CUNH20orf202, whose product is annotated as chromosome unknown C20orf202 homolog. The coding region runs from base 1 to 426 and encodes 141 amino acids. The record is from RefSeq and is a predicted model, not a curated record. NCBI's taxonomy places the organism in Eukaryota, Metazoa, Chordata, Mammalia, Carnivora, Felidae. The transcript is spliced from 3 exons.
AUGUCCCUUUAUCGAGACUCUGUGGAGAGACCCUGCUCCCUGCUUGAAGCAGGUAGGAGACUGUACAAAUCAAAGGCCCCUCGGGCCCAUCACCGGGUCAGUAUCAAGGUCUCCUCCAAGGACACUGGGAUGGAGACAGAAGAGCCAACCCCAAGUCUUGGGCAGACCCUGGAGUGGCUGAGAAAGGAGCUGGCUGAGAUGCAGGUUCAGGACCAGAGACUGCUGCUCACACUGAGGCAUCUUCACAGGGUCCUGGAGGAACUGCAUGCUAAGAGUACUCACUGGGACGAUGCCACGUCCAGCAGAGGGACGUCCCCCAUCAGAGCUCGAGCGGGCUCUGAAAGCCGGGGCUGCCCCUCCAUCUCCUCCAAGGCGUUGGCCCAGCUCCUCCAAGGGGCAGACAGCCGGCGAAGCUCCCUCCCUUGACUAACUGGCCAGGCCUGAGGCCGGGCUUGAACUCUCCCCCUGCUUGUCCAAGCUUUUGACUGUGAUGUUGCUGGAAGAGAGCACUGGAAUGGGAGUCGGGGAGCCAGGGCUCUGGGUUCCUCUCUGCCCUCAUCCGCUAUGCGUCCUUGAACCCAUCGCUCAACUUCUCCGUGUCAUUGGUUCCUUUUCAGUGGCUCAUCAGGGUUUUUGGUGAGGCACAAAUAAGAUAUCGGGUGUGAACACCAGUGGAUUCGUGGCCUCUGGCAAGCAGUAAUCCUACCCUUGGGCAUUUCUCAUAAGGCGAUUGUCAAGACAAAGGAAGAUCUCCACGCAGAGGAUGUUUGCUGUUGCCCUGGCGAAAAUUAGUGCCCUCUCCCCCACCCCACAGUGACUCCAUAGUUGUUUUCUGUUUUCCCAGAGGGCCUUCAGAUUCCUCCCUCUGAAAGCAACAGGCCCAGUCACCACUCCAGCCACAGGGAUGGGCCUAUGGCCAGGCCUGGCCACUAAUAAUUCAUAACCACCCUAAUAACAUGAUUGGCCCAACGGGAGGGCAUGUGACUCAACAGAGCCAAUCACAGUCCUUCUCUGGGAUCGCUAUCUGGAUGUUCUUUCCACUGCGGUUGCAAGGCGGGGGAGUGCUGCAAAUGGCCAUGUGCUCUCCCUACCAGGUGAAGAAAACUUGACCUCAGUAGGAAAAAAAAAAAGGGGGGGGGGUAGAGGAAGGGCCACAGGACAGAUGGACAGAGAGGAAGGGCGCUGGCUCUUUUUAGUCCCUGAUUGUGUGAGUUACUCUUCCAUUCUUUCCAGUGACACAACCAGGAAAUUCCACCACCACAUCCUCCACCACGCACACCCGAUUUGUUUCUGCUUAAGCUGACUUGAGUAGGGCUGCCCUCACGUGCAACCCAAACGAUCCUGAAGAAUACAACCCAGAUGUUCAAAGAAGCAAAGAGAAACGCUAAAGAAAAGGGCAUUUUGCGCACUCGGCGUUGGCAGCAACAGUCCUGGAACCUCAGACAACGAGGUUUGGGCUGUGACAGAACGCUCUGUCGUAUGCGGUGCUGGAGUCAUAACUUUGACAAGUUCUAUCUGCCUAUAAGAAAGACUUUAAAAAUGAGACGGGCGAAAAUGUAAAAGGCCUUGUGUUACGAUGGUCCAAUGAUUGGUAAGACUUUUUAUUUUUGAGAAUCGACUUGCAUGUUGUUAGAAUAUUGUUUUUCUGGCUUUGGAAAAGUAAAGCCAUUGUAUACAGAGGCAAAGGGGGAUGUGUUGUAUGUACAAUGCUUACAGUCAGACUAACCUGGGAUUUUAAUACAAUACAGUGUUUGAUAAUAUAAAAAAAAAAAUACUUCUCUAUCCCACAGCUGAGAGGAUAAACAAAAUGUGGUAUGUACUUAAAAUCGAAUAUCCAUCAGCCUUGAA